AGAAAUUGAAACUUCGCCACCAAUCGAUUAUCUAAGAUUCUUAUAACCUGUACGUACAAAUACGAAUCACACUCCCUAUCAAUGGUUUUCAACUGCCUCUGAUCAUUGUUUUGGUCAACUCCUAAAAUGGAAAACAUGACAAAUGAGUAAAAGAAUGCCUUCCAGAAUACAAAAAAAAAAAAAAAAAAAAAAAAAAAAAAAACAAAACAUUUCAUCGUCCCUUCUUCUUGUCUGGUUUGGUCCCUAUAAUCCAGGUGAGUUUGUAAGUGCUCGAGGCUCCAUGGCUGAUCAGAGAUGGGUUUAGUCUAAUCCCACCCCACCAGAGAUGGGUUUAGUCUAACCCCACCCCACCUUACGUAGAACAAAGAAGAGUCGACAAGUGCGCGGUAUUUGUUUCGGGCGUACAGGAAAACUUCUUUCUUCUUUCUCGAUCAGCCAGCCUGGCCUCCCCGGUUUUCCUGUAUGCCAAAUGACGCGCACUCUGAUCCUUCAUUAUUUCUCCAUAGCCAUGAGCCCCAUUACCCAUAUUUCUCUAUUUAUCUUUUGGAUAUCCUUCAUCUUGAAUGCCCUCAAUGCAUGGAGCAACGAUUUACAGCCACUGGUUCUGAGCACUGGGUCGGUUAAUGGCGGCAUAGACAUAUAUGGGCGGAAAUGGGGACCAGAUGAAAAGUACCUUGAUACAAAAGAUUCCAUUACUACUAAAUCCACAUACCAAGACCCAUCACUUGUCUCUGAUAUUCCGUACAUGACAGGCAGAAUUUUCACUUCCGAGGCCUCGUAUAAGUUCCCAGUAAAAUCUGAUAAGCGUUAUUGGCUUAGGUUCCAUUUUUAUCCUUCCGGCGCCGACAACAACUUUAAUCCGGCAGACUCCUAUUUCUCAGUGGAUGCAAAUGGUCUCACACUUUUGAAGAAUUUCAGUGUCUCAAUUACAUGUGAAGCCCUUUCACAAGCUUACCUUGUUAGAGAAUAUUCCCUGGCGCCAUUGAAUUCGGAGACUUUGACAGUCGUCUUUAAGCCUUCUGAUAAGCAUGCUGGGGCUUUUGCUUUUGUCAAUGGCAUCGAGGUGAUUCCAAUGCCAGACUUGUUUGACUCAGCAAUAUUGGUGGAGUCCUCCGACCAGUUGGACAUAAAGAGCUUGACUUCACAGACAAUGUAUAGGUUGAAUGUUGGUGGGCAGUAUAUUCCUCCAACCAAUGACUCUGCUCUCACUCGUGAUUGGUAUGACGACUUGCCUUACGUAACGGGUGCUUCAUUGGGAACCACCAAUUAUGCUAGCAAAAAUGUUAAGAUCCAGUACCAAGAUAUGCCUGAAUAUGUGGCUCCUGCUGAGGUUUACAGCUCAUCAAGAUCAAUGGGCGUAAGUAAGAGUGUCACUCAGGCUUUCAACCUAACGUGGGAGUUCCAGGUUGAUUCAAAUUUCACAUAUCUUUUGAGGCUACAUUUUUGUGACUAUCAUUAUAGCAAACCCAAUCAGCUGGUGUUCUCUAUCUUCAUCAACAAUCAAACAGCAGAGCCCACAGCAGAUGUGAUUGGAUGGACUGGGGGAAAAGCAGUGCCAACCUACAAAGAUUACGUGACAUAUGUCAAGGAUGGGUCGGGAGAUCAAAAGCUUUUGCUGGCAAUGCACCCCUCAGACGCUACAAAGCCAGAGUUCUUAGAUGCAUUACUUAAUGGCGUGGAGAUAUUCAAGUUAAGUGACACGGCUGGAAACUUGGCAGGCUCCAACCCUCAGCCUUCACCUAUGCUUAUCAAGGCUGAGGAGGAGGCAAAGUCUUUUGAGAAACCAAAAGAUAGCAAUGUUAAGGUGCUUAGCGGAGCUGCUGGAGGAGCUACAGCCUUUGGCAUUGUGGCUGCAAUUUGUAUCGCUUUCAACCAACGAAGGAAGCGAAUCCCUGGAACAGAAUCACAAACUUCUAGCUGGCUACCAAUCUACGGAAACUCUCACACGACCGGCACCAAAUCAAGCAUCUCGGGGAAGAGUACGGCUAGCAGUCACCUUUCUGCAGCAGCUCAAAGUCUAUGCCGAGACUUCUCAUUGAUAGAGAUAAAACAAGCUACCAAGAGUUUUGAUGAGUCUAAUGUAAUUGGGGUUGGAGGCUUUGGAAAGGUUUACAAGGGAGUUAUUGAUAAAGUGACCAAAGUGGCAAUCAAGAGGUCAAACCCAUCUUCUGAACAAGGAGUUAAUGAGUUCUUGACAGAAAUUGAGAUGCUUUCUAAGCUGAGACACAAGCAUUUGGUAUCUCUGAUUGGAUUCUGUGAGGAAGAUAAUGAGAUGUGUUUGGUUUAUGACUACAUGGCACGUGGGACUCUGAGGGAGCAUAUCAUCAAGACCAAACAACCUCUCUCAUGGAAGCAAAGGUUGGAGAUUUGCAUUGGAGCUGCAAGAGGACUUCACUACCUUCACACAGGUGCACGAUACACCAUCAUUCAUAGAGAUGUCAAAACAACUAACAUUCUUUUGGAUGAGAAUUGGGUUGCCAAGGUUUCAGACUUUGGGCUCUCCAAAACAGGUCCAAAUAUGAACAAUGGCCAUGUUAGUACAGUCGUAAAGGGUAGCUUUGGUUAUCUGGAUCCUGAAUAUUUCAGGAGGCAACAGUUGACAGAGAAAUCCGAUAUCUACUCAUUUGGGGUUGUCCUUUUUGAGGUCUUGUGUGCGAGACCUGCUCUCAAUGCUAGCCUUCCAAGGGAACAAGUUAGUCUUGCAGAUUGGGCCUUGCACUGCAAACGAAAAGGAACUCUCGAGGAUAUUAUUGAUCCUCAUAUAAAGCAAAAGAUCAACCCAGAAUGCUUGAAGAAGUUUGCGGAUACUGCUGAAAAGUGUUUGGCAGAUGCUGGAUUCGAACGCCCCUCCAUGGGUGAUGUGUUGUGGAACCUUGAGUUUUCUCUCCAAUUGCAGGAAAACAAGGAGGGUUCAAGCCAUUCUACGGAAAAGGACACUUCUGAUGAAAUCCUAAGAAAUCGUAACUUGGCAAUGCAUUAUAGUAAUCUAGGCAUUGGAAGUGAGCAUGGAUCAGUAAGUGACGAAUCCACGGAAACCAACGCUAUCUUCUCACAGAUUGCCAAUCCCAAAGGGCGAUGAGAUGAGACGGAU
Juglans microcarpa x Juglans regia is the source of this 3091-nucleotide messenger RNA. Its product is annotated as receptor-like protein kinase ANXUR2. The record is from RefSeq and is a predicted model, not a curated record. NCBI's taxonomy places the organism in Eukaryota, Viridiplantae, Streptophyta, Magnoliopsida, Fagales, Juglandaceae. Gene Ontology annotation, biological process: protein autophosphorylation. Gene Ontology annotation, cellular component: plasma membrane; plasmodesma. Gene Ontology annotation, molecular function: transmembrane receptor protein tyrosine kinase activity; ATP binding. The coding region runs from base 470 to 3079 and encodes 869 amino acids. The transcript has a single exon.